UCCCCCAAGUUCAAACUGCCAACAGUGACCCGCACUGAGAGCUCGCUGGUGCUGCCGCAGACGGAUGCCACGGGCUGUCUUUGCACACUGUCCGUGCCUGCUGCAUGCGUUUUUAAAAGGGAACUGCCCCUUUAACCGUGUGACUGUACUGCUCAUGCUCGGGGCAUUGUGCUGGAGUUUCCCCGUCAGAGAACCAGCUGUGGACCGGAGAGCGACAGACACCGGAGAGAGCAGACGGGGUAGCGCAGCAGCAGCAGCAGCAGCUCUGUCGCAUCCUCCGAUAACCAACCGGGACAGAGGGCAAGUCUUUUGUCUGGGAUCACAUCCAGGAGGAGCGCAGAACACGCCGCUGAUCUUAGCUCCGUGGAUUUAUUUCCUCCUCUGGAUUACUGUCCGUGAUGUUGUGGCAGGAUCAGUCAUGGUCGUGUGUUUACAUCAGUGAGCCUUGGCCACAGUGGAAGUUAUCUGGAUGACAUGUGAGGCGUCGCAGAGCGCGUAAGAAGGGGUUUCUAUGCUCAGACCGGGUGGGUUCGAUUGGAAUUACGUUUACAAUCGUUUUAAGGUCUUAACCAUUUCAACCAAAGUUUAAUGUCUUUGUCCUGCCCCGGAGCUCUCUCUACAUUGCGCGGAUCUGACAAUGCGUAAUUACGGCUGUCCUGCACCUUUCCCACAAGCGUCACAGGUAGACAACUUCAGCUUACUAACAACUGUACUGAUGGCAGCUGAUAACCUCAUAGCGUAGGGUGCCAGUCAGUGUUCUGCCUCUUGAAGAAGGCACAGAGAAGGAGGGGGGGGGGGAUCAUCAUGGUCGGUACUGGAGGGAUGUGCACAUGGACGAAGUCGUCCAGAAGGGACUCCCGGGUCGCCUUGAGAACGUACCUUGGAGUAUUUGUGAUACUCCAUCUGGUGCUUCACGCAGAAGCCUCUGCGGUGUCCAAGUCCUGCGAUAAAAACUGUUAUUCAGGGAAGUGCAUCAACGGGAGCUGCGUGUGCGACCACGGCUGGGUCGGGGAUCAGUGCCAGCACUGUCAGGGAAGAUUCAAGUUAACAGAUCUGUCAGGCUCCCUCACAGACGGACCAGUAAACUACAAGUACAAGACCAAAUGCACCUGGCUGAUAGAAGGAUUUCCGAAUGCAGUACUCCGGCUACGCUUCAAUCACUUUGCCACGGAGUGCAGCUGGGACCACAUGUACGUGUACGACGGGGACUCCAUUUACGCCCCUUUGAUUGCUGUGUUCAGUGGUCUCGUAGUAGCAGACGCCGGGAGUAACGAGACGGUCCCUGAGGUUGUGACGACGUCUGGCUACGCUCUGCUCCACUUCUUCAGCGACGCUGCCUACAACCUGACCGGCUUCAACAUCGCAUACUCGAUCAACUCCUGUCCCAACAACUGUUCGGGUCACGGCAGAUGCAGCACGGCGAACUCUGCCUUCGGCCGCGUGUACUGCGAGUGUGACGAGUACUGGAAAGGAGAGGCCUGCAACAUCCCGUACUGCAGGCAUAACUGUGGCAGCCCGGAUCACGGCUACUGCGACCUGACCGGAGAAAAGCUCUGUGUGUGCAACGACAGCUGGCAAGGUCCGGAUUGCUCUCUGUCCGUCCCCUCCACUGAGGCCUUCUGGGUGCUGCCUAGCAUCAAACCAUCCGCUCAGUCUCUGGGUCGGGCGUCCCAUCAGGCUCUGGUGCACUCUGGGUUGAUGUGGGUGGUCGGAGGCUACUCCUUCAACUUCUCCAACUACCACAUGGUCCUCAACUACAACCUUGAGACGAGUACUUGGGAUGUAGUGCCGGUCAGCAGCGGUCCUCUCCACAGAUACGGUCACUCUCUGGCUCUGUACCAGGAUGACAUCUACAUGUUUGGAGGGAAGCUGGAGGGGAAAUCUGCCAACGUGACAGACGAGUUGUGGGUGUUCAACAUCCCGAGGCGCACCUGGUCACCACGAAAUCCCGCCCCGCCUCCGCCAUACACCUUGGAGGGGCACACGGCCCACGUGGUGGAGCUGGCCGACGGAGAGCCGGUGAUGCUGAUUUUCUUUGGCUACUCUCCGAUCUACAGCUACAUCAACAAAGUUCAGGAGUACAACCUCAGGUCAAACUCGUGGCAGGUUGUGUCUGCAGGCGGCGCGGUGGUCCAGGGAGGUUACGGACACAGCAGCGUGUACGAUGAGGCCAGCGGCUGUGUGUUUCUGCACGGGGGGUACAAGGCGCUCAGCAACAAUAAAUACGGCCUGGUGGAUCACAUGUACAGAUACCACGUACAUAGCAAAACAUGGCUGAUCCUCGGGGAGAGUGGCCUGGCGCGGUACCUCCACUCGUCGGUGCUGCUGAGCGGCACUGUGCUGCUGUUUGGGGGAAACACUCACAACGACACUUCGUUAAGCAACGGAGCCAAAUGCUUUUCUGCUGACUUCAUGGCGUACGACAUCGCUUGUGAUGAGUGGACCGUUCUCCCCAAACCGGGGCUGCAUCAUGACGUCAACCGCUUUGGUCAUUCUGCCGUGGUUAACAACAGCACCAUGUACAUUUUUGGAGGUUUUUCGGGACUGCUUAUGAACGACGUGCUGGCCUACACCCCUCCGUCCUGUCCGGCCUUUUCUGACCCAGCUUCAUGUGCUGCUGCGGGGCCGGGCCUCCGCUGUCAUUGGGUCAAAAGUAGAUGUGGCCCCUGGGAACCAAGCCCGCCUGAGAACAGUUUUCCUGCUCCCUUUUGCCCCACAAGGCCUGACAGUACGGAUGAACAGUGUUUCCGGUUCUCGGACUGUGCGAGCUGCACUGCCAACAUGCGUGGCUGUCAGUGGUGUGAGGACAGGAAGUGUAUCUCUGCGGCCAGCAACUGUACUGUGCUGACUCUGGAGCUGGCCCAGCAGCAUGGCGGCGCUCUGUCUCUGUCUCCCCCACCAUCCAUGUUGUCUGAACAUCAGCUGAGCUUGUGGAAACACGGAGGCAGAAGGAAGGGACAUUCUGUGACAAACUCGUCCAGGUGUAAGCGCAGGGAGGAGCAGGAGUGUUUCAGACUGGCCAACUGCAGGAGCUGCUCCCUCAACCUCAACUGUCAGUGGGAGGUACAGCAGCAGGAGUGUCAAGCUCUGCCUGGCCAGCUGUGUGGGGACGGCUGGCACCAUGUUGGGGAGGCUUGCCUGAGGAUCAACUCCAGCAGAGAGAGCUAUGAUAAUGCCCAGCACUACUGCAAAAACCUGGGAGGAAAUAUUGCCUCUUUGGUCACAGACAAACAGGUCAACUUUGUGAUUGAAGAGCUGCAGAAAUACCAGCUUCAAGAUAAGAAGUUAUCUCCCUGGGUCGGCUUGAGGAAGAUCAACGUGUCAUAUUGGGGCUGGGAGGACACCUCACCCUUCACGAACACCAGCUUGAAAUGGUUACCUGGAGAGCCCAGUGAUUCUGGUUUCUGUGCCUACCUGGAGCGAACACAGGUGUCUGGUCUCAAAGCGAACCCCUGCACGGCCACCACCGACGGCCUGAUCUGUGAAAAACCUGCUGGGAGUCCUCAGAGUCAGACUGCUCGUCCCUGUAAGACGCCCUGCUCUCUGCGCACCAGCUGUGCAAACUGCACCAGCCAGGCCAUGGAGUGUAUGUGGUGCGGCAGCACACAGCGCUGUGUCGACUCCUCUGCGUACGUCAUCUCCUUCCCCUACGGACAGUGUCUGGAGUGGCAGACCCAGGACUGCAGUGCCCAGAACUGUUCCGGUCUGAGGACGUGUGCGGACUGUUUGGAGAGGGCCGAAUGCGGCUGGUGUGGUGAUCCCAGCAACACCGGCAGGGGCGUCUGCAUGGAGGGAUCCUACCGAGGCCCCAUGAAGCCCGCUGGUGCGAGGCCCGCGCCCCGAGUCCGGGAACGACUGCGAGACAGGGACAUGGUGCUGGAUCAGAGUCUCUGUUUGUCUGAUAGAGGCUACAACUGGGCCUUUAUCCAGUGUCCAGCGUGUCAGUGCAACGGUCACAGCAGGUGUGUGAACAGCAGCGUGUGUGAGCACUGUGGGAACCUGACUGCUGGGACACACUGCCAGAAUUGCAUGCCAGGUUAUUACGGCGACCCCAUCAACGGAGGGAAGUGUAAUGCGUGCAAGUGUAACAGCCAUGCCAAUGUGUGCCACGUCAACACAGGAAAGUGCUUCUGCACCACGAAGGGCAUCAAGGGAGACCAGUGUCAGCUAUGUGACUCAGAGAACCGUUACCUUGGCAACCCCCUCAGAGGAACAUGCUAUUACAACCUGUUGAUCGAUUACCAGUUUACCUUCAGUUUGCUUCAGGAAGACGACCGCUACUACACCGCCAUCAACUUCAUGGCGACACCUGAACAGGCCAACAAGAACCUUGACAUGUCCAUCAAUGCCUCAAACAACUUCAACCUCAACAUCACCUGGUCCUUCAGCUCUACAGCCGGCACCAUCUCAGGUGAAGAGAUGCCUAUCAUAGCGAGGACCAACAUCAAGGAGCACCGGGACAGUUUCUCCUGUGAAAAGUUCAACUUCAGACUCCACCACAACAUCACCUUCUACGUCUAUGUGACCAACUUCAGCUGGCCAAUCAAGAUCCAGAUUGCUUUCUCUCAGCACAACAGCAUCAUGGACCUGGUGCAGUUCUUUGUCACUUUUUUCAGCUGUUUCCUGUCUCUGUUGCUGGUGGCUGCCGUGGUUUGGAAAGUCAAACAGACUUGCUGGGCCUCGCGACGUAGAGAGCAGCUGAUGAGAGAGCGACAGCAGAUGGCGAGUCGUCCUUUUGCUUCAGUUGCCGUAGCGCUGGAGGUGGGAGGAAACGAAGAUGAGCUGCUGCAGGGAGUGCCCAAACCCAUAGCAAUGGAGCCUUGUUGGGGGAGCAGAGCAGGUGUUCUGACGGUGCUGCUGUAUCUGCCAAGAGUCCCAUCUGGAAUACCUCCACCAGGACAGUCUGGUAUUGCUAUAGCCAGUGCUCUGGUGGACACAUCACAACAGAGAGUGGUGGAUUUCAAAGACAGAGGCAUCAGUCUGAAGCACCGCAAACACGUUGUGCACCACCAAGGGACCUGUGUAUGAACUGGAAGGCCUCCUCGAGGUGAAAACAUAUCCACUUUGCCCCCUUGAGAAAUUUCAUUGGAGAUAUUCUCUUUGCCCUCAGACAAAGGGAUGCAUUGUUAAAAAAGGCAAAGCAGGGAAAAAUUUGGUCUGUCUUUGUUGCUGGCUUGGAAGAAGAGGAAAUGUAUCUACUGUUUCAACAACAGUAGGAAAAGUGGGAACAUAGUCUGGACCCUUUCUCCCUGGGAUCCAGAUGGAGAGCUUCAUAAACAUGCUAUUUUUUUCCCCUGAGGAAACAUUUUGGUGGUGAUGAGCCAGGACAACAAAGAAUGGGAAAACCUGCAGAUUGAUGAGAAUGUGUCUCUCCAGCACAGCUUUCGUCUGAAUUUACUAAGAGAGCUGGCAGACGUUUCCACUUCCAUGCCAUGUGGUUUCUUGGUCUCCAGGGCUUUGCUUGUCUGUCUGUCAAGGAGUGCCAUAUUGAAAAACACUUGUUUUACACUAAUAAACCAAACUCAAUGGCUUCGAGCUCCUGUGAAAGACAUUGUAAAGCACUAACUGAGCUCAAAUUCAGUCCUGCUUGGACUCAGGCACAACUUGGGUGUUAUUAGAUCAACGAGUAACCAAGUAGUGGAUGGUGUUCUGUGACAAGGAUUUGCUUCAGAAGAAAAUCUCCUCUGGGACUUUCAAAGACUACUGCUGUUAAGAUGUGGACGAACUGCAUCUAUGUAAGGAUGCAGCCAUUGAAGUGCAUCCUUUAGCAAAUACUUGUACUUCUAAAUCUACCCUGUCAAAACAUUUGAAGUUUUACAUUUUGAUGCUCAGGUGCUCUGUAAUGAAAAAGGGGCCAUUAUCUGUAGCUUUGGGCCUUAUAAACAUCUGUAUUAUGCACUAUAAAUGAACUGCUUUACCAGUACAUUAGGUCCCUUAUGUGGGACACAAUUAUGCAACUGAUCAUCCAAAUGCAAUGUUUAUUCUGGACUGUGGUGUAACCUAAAGGUCGGUAUCAUCAAACACAUACUGUACUACUGAUGGUAUUUAUACUUCAACUCAUUCAUUUGUUUUGUAAUGUGAAGCUACAGUAUACAUCAUCCAGUUGAUUCCAUGCCUGUUCAUUUGUAAUACACAAACCUGUUUGUACCAUAUCUACUUUAUUUAUUAAAUAUGCAAGUUUUGUUUUUGAACUUUUUAUGAAUGCACUUAGAUUUUUUUUUAAAGAAACUAAACAUUUGAUUUACAGAGUAGUUCUGUACAGUGUUUUUUUUUUUUGAUGAUACCCUGUGUGUGUUUUAAUUCAAAAUCACAUCUAUUUUAUGCAUAUCAUAACAAGUUUUGUUAAACGUCUAAAAGAUUGAUCCUUUUAUCCAUUCUGUUAAACCUUUAUUGAAUUUUGUGAAGUUACUUUAUUCAUCAACUGAACAUACACAGUAGAGGUAUGUCUUAUGCACUUGUAUAAUCUAUAUAUGGAGCCUGUUUCAUUUUCUUUCAGGCAUUUUUGUCUUCAUGUAAUUUUGCACCAGUUUGUUGCUGGGACUUGUAUUUAACAAAGGGCAGCUCACUACACUGUUUUUGUCCAUAUGAGCAUAAAUGUGUACAUUUACAAUUAAAAAAACAUUUUGAUGCCUCUU
This is a messenger RNA of Labrus mixtus (cuckoo wrasse), 6635 nucleotides long. It is a transcript of the gene atrnl1a, whose product is annotated as attractin-like 1a. The coding region runs from base 805 to 5028 and encodes 1407 amino acids. The record is from RefSeq and is a predicted model, not a curated record. Lineage: Eukaryota; Metazoa; Chordata; Actinopteri; Labriformes; Labridae. Gene Ontology annotation, cellular component: Golgi apparatus. The transcript has 30 exons. Gene Ontology annotation, molecular function: protein binding.